This is a messenger RNA of Leopardus geoffroyi (Geoffroy's cat), 2945 nucleotides long. Its product is annotated as phosphatidylinositol 3,4,5-trisphosphate 3-phosphatase TPTE2-like. The coding region runs from base 668 to 2785 and encodes 705 amino acids. Lineage: Eukaryota; Metazoa; Chordata; Mammalia; Carnivora; Felidae. Gene Ontology annotation, biological process: monoatomic ion transport; transmembrane transport; protein dephosphorylation. The record is from RefSeq and is a predicted model, not a curated record. The transcript is spliced from 31 exons. Gene Ontology annotation, cellular component: cytosol; membrane. Gene Ontology annotation, molecular function: protein tyrosine phosphatase activity; monoatomic ion channel activity; phosphatidylinositol-3,4,5-trisphosphate 3-phosphatase activity.
GUUUUAAAACUUUCUAUAUUUGUUUUUGUUUUUUGGCAUUUGUUUCCACCUUCUCAGAUUUACUCUACCAGGAAAAUGGGUGUAUUUUAAAUUCACAAAUAAUAUUUGAUUGUUUCUUUUCAAUCCCAUGAAAUGAUAGUUUGUGGAAAUAAUUUUUGUCCUGGGUCCUGUGUCAACCUUGCAUAUUUUAGUCAAAUUUUAUAUUAGAAAACAUUUAGCUCUUUGAUCAUUCUCUUUCUUGCAAAAUAAAAAGUAUAAGGUGAGACAAUCUUCUCUGAGAUUAUUAUCCUGGGAUCUUUGAUCUUGGUACCCCCAUCUUUAAGAAGAACAACAUCUGUUUUUAAGACCCUAUAGCCUAGAACCAAGUUCACUGUAUUCCCCACCAUACUACUACAAUCUCAGAACUGCCUGGAAUCAGUGUGGAACCAAGUUCAGUGUAUUCCCCACUCUUCUACACUCUCAGGACCACCUGGAAUCUGUUGUUUGGGGUUGCCAUGGACACGGAGUUCUUAUUCCAGUACUAGCUUGUUACCAGCACCAGGAAAAGUUGUAUUCAAGUCCCAAGAUCUGAGUCCUUCUGUGCUCCACCUCCCUUCUGCUGUGGCCCCUUGAAAGCAGCCCUACCUGUAGAUUAAUUGUAGAUUGUGGUUGUCCACAAGACAAUACCAUGCAGAGAUUAAAGAGGAACCCUUUAUAUCUCUGGUUCAUGCAUCAAAGAAAUAAUAACAGAAUUAUGGAUUCCUCUGACAACAGUGAUGACCAUGGAGAUGAUCUAGAUGAAUUCAUAUCAGGAAUCUCUAAUGAAGCCACCAAUGAAAGACAUAACAACACUCCAAUGUCCUCUUUGGUGUCCUCUGGCCACAAUAUCAACAAUAGCCCAAACCCUAAUGAAUUGACAUCAGAAACCUAUGAGGAAGACGACAAUGAAAUCCAUGCCCAGAAUGAACUCACAUUAGAAAACUAUGAGGAAUCCACCAAUGAAAUCAUAACCCUGACUGGAUGGAAAUCAGACAGUUAUGAGGAAGUCACCAGUAAAAUCCAUGCCCAGAAUGAACUCACAUUAGAAAACUAUGAGGAAUCCACCAAUGAAAUCACGGCCCUGACUGAAUCGAAAUCAGAUGGCUAUGAGGAAUUCACCAGUGAAAUAACUGCCAUGAGUGAAUGGACAGCAGUAUCCUCCAAAGGACUCUCCAAUGCAAACAUUGCCUUGAGUGAACUGACAACAGUAACUUCUGGUGAAAUCAUCAAGGAAGUCUAUGACUCAAGUGAGUUGAAAAGAGUAACCUGUGUUAAAGCGCCCAAGGAAAGUAUAAUGGAACGACUCUCCAGGUUCCAUGAUGAUGAAGACAUUGGCUUUCUCAAUUCGUAUGACAUGAUUAAGAGAAUUGUGUACUCACUUGUAUCAUCACUCACAUUCAGAAUAUUUGGAAUUUUGCUUAUCUUUGUGGAUAUGUCCCUCGUCAUUACAGACCUGCUUGUCACUAAAAACGCAAUAUAUAUUCCUGUGGAAAUUCAUUUAAUUUCUUUAGCUAUUUCUUUAUUUUUUGUCUUGGAUGUUCUUCUUCGAGUAUAUGUAGAAGGGAUACGACUGUAUUUUUCUGAUAUACUUAACUGCUUAGAUGCUGUCAUCAUUGUAGUGACUCUACUGGUUGAUAUAAUUUAUAUGUUUUAUGACCUUAAGGUUCUUAAAGAUAUCCCCAGAUUGGCAAUUUUAUUUCAAUCUCUACGACUUAUUAUUCUGAUAAGAGUUUUCCAUCUGGCUCAUCAAAAGAAACAUCUUGAAAUGCUGACCAGAAGGCUGGUUUCAGAAAACAAACGGCGAUACAAGAAGGAUGGAUUUGACUUAGACCUCACUUAUGUUACUGAGCGUAUUAUUGCCAUGUCAUUCCCAUCUUCUGGACAGCAGUCUUUCUAUAGGAAUCCCAUUAAGGAAGUUGUGCGGUUCCUGGAUACCAAACAUCAAGACCACUAUCAAGUCUAUAAUCUAUGCAGUGAAAGAGCCUAUGAUCCUAAGUACUUCCAUUACAGGGUGCGGCGAAUCAUGAUUGAUGAUCACAAUGUCCCCACACUAAGUGAGAUGUUGGCGUUCACCAAAGAAGUAGAUGAGUGGAUGGCUCAAGAUGACGAAAACAUCAUAGCAAUUCACUGUAAGGGAGGCAAAGGAAGAACUGGAACGAUGGCUUGUGCCUGCCUUAUUGCCAGUGAAAUAUUUACAACUGCAGAGGACAGCCUUUAUUAUUUUGGAGAACGGCGAACAGAUAAAAGCACCAGCACUAAAUAUCAGGGAGUUGAGACUCCUUCUCAGAGUAGAUAUGUUGGAUAUUUUGCAGAUGUGAAAAAUAUCUACAACUUGAAUCUCCCUGCCAGAAAAACACUCAAGAUUAAAAACAUCGUUAUUUAUUCAAUUCACGGUGUUGGAAAAGGCAAUGGAAAUGAUCUAAAAGUACAAAUAAUAUUGCACCGCAAAAUCGUCUUUUUAAGUUCUGCUUCCAAAAAUUGUUGGAUACUUCACGAUAUUGAAACAGACAACGUAAUAAUUCAUUUAUCCAGCUGUCCACCUCUGUAUGAUGAUGUGAAAGUACGCUUUCUCUCUUCCUCAGUUCUUCCUAAAUACUAUGACAACUGCCCAUUUUUCUUCUGGUUCCAUACAUCUUUUAUACAAAAUAACAGGCUUUAUCUUUCAAGAAAUGAACUGGAUAAUCCCCAUAAACCAAAAACAUGGAAAAUUUACCGUCCAGAGUUUGCAGUCGAGGUAUUUUUUGAUGAGGUCGUAGCCGGUACCUAAUUAAGUGUAGUUCCCUUUCUCGGACAGAAUCAUGUUCUUCACAAUCCCUGCCACAUAUUUGUAGCUUCUAAACCUCCUUCCUUGCUGGUAUACUUAUAUUUACAUUCAUGUACAUAUGUUUUUGCCAAACCUAUUAAAUACAUACAAAGUAAAAUCUCAA